UAUUAUUAAAAUUUUAAAUGAUUCUAAAUUGGAAUGAUAUAUAAUUAGCAGCUGCUGGAGGAUUGCUAAUAGGAUUAGCAACUUCGAUUCAUUAUUUAUUAAAAGGAAGAGUAACAGGUUUUAGUGGUAUAUUUUAUAGUUUAAUCACAUUUGACAAAAAUAGUUUCUAUUGGAAAUUAUCAUUAGUGUCAAGUGUUGUAUUAUCAUCAUCAUUAUUAUACAAAUAUUAUGGGUAAUAUAUAUUUUGUAGAUUAGAUUCAAUCCAAUUUUAUAAGGAGCAUCUUCAAGUUUUGAUUCAAUUAAUUCAAUAUCUAAAAUAGGAUAUAUAGGUGCAGCUAUAGCAGGUUUUCUAGUAGGAUUUGGUACAAAAUUAGGGAAUGGAUGUACAAGUGGUCAUGGAGUUUGUGGUUUACCUAGAUUAUCAUAAAGAUCAAUGGCUGCAGUAGCAUCAUUUAUGACAUUUGGAAUAUUGACUGCCACUAUAAAAGAUUAAUUAGUAUUAGAAUAACCUACUUAAUUAAUUAUAGAUAAUCCAGAUAUUACUAAUAUUGCAGCUAUGGCAAUUAGUGGAGUAUUCUUAUAUUAUAUUAAUUUAUUAAAGAUCUUGACUUUAGUGGGAAUUAUUGGUUAAACUAAAUAGAAUUAAAAAACUAUGAUUGAUGCUAUUAUCUCAUCAAUUGUUGGAUUAAUAUUUGGAGCUGGAUUGGUUGUUUCUGGAAUGGCUAAAAGAUCUAAAAUUUUAGGAUUUUUAACUUUCAAUUAAAAUUGGGAUCGUAUCUAAUAUAUUUAUAUCUUAGCUUCAUUGAUGUUUGUUAUGAUUGGUGCUGUAUCACUUAAUUUAAUCACUUUUAAUUUACUUAAAAAACCUAUCUUAUCAGAUAAAUAUGAAUUACCAACCAACAAAAAAAUUGAUUUUAAAUUAAUAUUAGGUGCUAGUAUUUUUGGAAUUGGAUGGGGAAUUGGUGGAUUAUGUCCUGGACCAGCCUUUUCUUUAUUUCCAUAAUUUACUGCUUAAAUAGCAAUAAUGUUUUUGCCUUGUUUAGCAUUAGGAUAAAUUACUGCUAAUCAAUUUAGUUCAUUUUUAGACAGAAAAUAAAAACCAUUGUGAAAACACA
Paramecium sonneborni is the source of this 1115-nucleotide messenger RNA. The record is from the annotation of a GenBank genome assembly. Lineage: Eukaryota; Ciliophora; Oligohymenophorea; Peniculida; Parameciidae.